AUGGCCACACCAAUCUCCACGGCCACACCAAUCUCCACCUCCACUAUCGACCACCCACUCCUACAGAAACCCAGAAAAAAGCAGCUGUAUCUCCGGCUCAACAACCACCCUUGCUACUUCACCACCAGCUCAUGCUCCGACCGUAUCUCCAUCCUCUCCCAACCCAUACACCAAACCCAACCCAACAAAAAAUCCAAAUGCUCCGGCCGUAUCUCCAUCCUCUCCCAACCCGUACACCAAACCCAACCUAACAAAAAUCCAAAGGCGGCUCCUGGCUCUUCGUCUCCCACGACCCAGCCGAUCCCGACUCGGUCAUCUCCCUCCUCUUCCCCGAGUCACCAACUCGCUCCGAACCCGAGUCCGAACUCGUCCUCCGCUUCGAACCGCUCAUCGUCGCCGUGGAGUGCAAAGACCUCGCCUCAGCUCAAUCGCUGGUCUCCACAGCGAGGUCGGCCGGGUUCAGAGAUUCCGGCAUAA
Molecule: messenger RNA, 477 nt
Organism: Quercus robur (English oak)
Lineage: Eukaryota; Viridiplantae; Streptophyta; Magnoliopsida; Fagales; Fagaceae
Exons: 1
Coding region: 1-477 (158 amino acids)
Source: RefSeq, a predicted model, not a curated record